AAACCCUAGGACAGUCCCUUGAAAGAAAAAUAAAUAUUUCCAGGAUUCUGUGAUGAGUGUGGCCUCGGAGAGACAAUUUGAGUCUAAAAGCUCUAUUGAUUGUUUCAGCCCUGGUCUGUGCAGUACAAUGAUGAGGAAGGAAGACGUUGAACCAAUAGAUCCUAUAGAACUAGAACCUGAUGUGUUUACAGGACAUCCUGAACCUGUAAUCCAUGCACCAACACUUAUUCCAAGUAUUCAGAGUAAGAUUGAUGCAUAUAGACGUGUUCUUGAUAAAGUAAAUAUGAAGAAUAGAACUGAAAUAUUAAUGUUUAGAGUAAGAUUGAUGCAUAUAGACGUGUCCUUGAUAAAGUAAAUUUGAAGAAUAGAA
Eurytemora carolleeae is the source of this 370-nucleotide messenger RNA. RefSeq lists its product as uncharacterized. The transcript is spliced from 4 exons. The coding region runs from base 53 to 355 and encodes 100 amino acids. The record is from RefSeq and is a predicted model, not a curated record. NCBI's taxonomy places the organism in Eukaryota, Metazoa, Arthropoda, Copepoda, Calanoida, Temoridae.